AUGGCACGAGGGCCCGGAAAGGCCCGCGACUUCGACUACUCCAAUGUGGGAACCAAGGGAAGGCGCACUGGUAUCUCCCUUAAAGAGGGUCGACGCGACGAGCAUGGAAUGGAAGAGGUAGAUGGCCUUUUCUCAUCUCCUGAAAAGUCGCCUGUCAGGUUGAAUGGCUUUGAAGACGCAGAAAAUGACUCUUCAGUUGGAUCUGAGGGCAUGUCUAUAGAUGAAGGCAAUGCGCCGGACCCCAUGGACUUCCUCAAGAGUACAAACAGCUCACGUAUCCCCUUUCCUCCUCCAUCUGCUAUACGGUCACCGAUUAAGGCCGGCCUUACUGGAUCUCCGCGGAGGUCUCCUGCGUUACAAUCGACACCAGACCCACAGGAUCUUCUUGAGUCGUCCAGCCCGGAGAAUCGCGGCAAGAUCCUUCUCUCCCUAUCUACUCGCUCUGUGAAUGUGGGACGGUCGACCCAGAGGAAUGGCAUACAACACAAAUCGGCAACAAAAGCACAACAGGGAGCAAAACCCGAACCAACAGCCGUACAUGACUUUUCAGACUUUUCCGACGUCGACGGCGACGAGAAUGCGUUCGCCGCAGUACAACAAGAUUUCGGUGACAGCUUGAACGUUGAUUCUGAUUCAAGUGUGGCAGAGGAGUUGCCUAACUCUCCAGAGCUAGAUCAGCAUGAUCAUACCGAUAAUCUAUCAGCGGCUGGCACGACUCCGCCUCGUGCAGAAGCCAUUGUGAACAAGUCUGCGAAUAAGAGUACGCCAAAAACCACCAAGACCAAACAUAGCCGGACGAAAUCUCCUGCGCCACGCGGGCGUCCAAAGUCUCACCGUCGCAACACGGAAGAAGAUACUAACCCCAGGCCUAACAAAAAGCGGAACACCGCCAAAGAAUCGCCACCAGUGCGCGAGCCCUUGGAGCCAGAAUUAGAUCGAGUGGUUGAAAAUUACGCCAACCGCACCGGCCCCUUGAAAGGCCGAAGCUUGUAUAUUCUCAAACGUGAAAUUCCUACCGAUAACAAUGCGACUCAUACUAGAUCUGGGCGGGUGUCUGUCAGGCCACUGGCGUAUUGGCGCAAUGAGCGGUGCGUAUUUGGCGACGGCGAGGCUGCUGAGGGACAUCGAUACCCUCUCUCAACCAUCAAGGAGGUCAUUCGCACCGAGGAGCAGGAGCCUGAAAAGAAGAACAAAAAAAAGGGAAAGCGUCCAGCAUCCCACAAAUCCAAGUCAAAGAAGCGGAAUGACGAAUCCUCGGACGAGGAUGAAGAUGUUGAUCUCUGGGAGAAGGAAGGUGGUGUUCUCCAUGGCUACACUCUCAAAUGGGACGCCAGGGCCCAGGCUAGUUCAAAGGAAGAGGAAGUUCUGGAUAUCGCAUAUGCGCCCUCUGGAAUUGAGACAAGAGAGGUCAAAGAUUCAACAUUUCGAUUUGCGAAGCUGCUUAGUUCGUCUUUCAUCGGGUCUGGGGUUGUGGAGCUUCCGCCUGACGGAGUCAAGAAACCAAAAAACUCAAAGAAAAUGCACAUGGUCUUCUAUGUCUGUCAUGGACGUGUCCAAGUUGAUAUCUCUGGUGUUCAAUUUAGUGCAGGAAAGGGUUGUGUUUUCCAAGUUCCUCGUGGUAACUAUUACAGCUUUGCAAAUACCCAUCAAAAAGAAGCCCGGCUUUUCUUCACGCAGGGUUGCGUCCCCGGUGGAAACGAGAAUGAGGAUGACGCACCACAGAUGUCCCAGGAUGUUGGUCCUGAGAGCGAAUUUGAGGCUGAUACCGCUCCUGAACCUUCUGCUCCUGUCCCUGCUAGGAAAGCCAAGGGUCGUCCCAAGGGCAAACAGAAGAAGACCGGUAAAUGA
This is a messenger RNA of Penicillium paradoxum, 1848 nucleotides long. RefSeq names its product Cupin domain protein. Gene Ontology annotation, molecular function: centromeric DNA binding. Lineage: Eukaryota; Fungi; Ascomycota; Eurotiomycetes; Eurotiales; Aspergillaceae. Gene Ontology annotation, biological process: attachment of mitotic spindle microtubules to kinetochore; spindle attachment to meiosis I kinetochore; kinetochore assembly. The transcript has 6 exons. The coding region runs from base 1 to 1848 and encodes 615 amino acids. The record is from RefSeq and is a predicted model, not a curated record. Gene Ontology annotation, cellular component: kinetochore.